UGGACGCCGGAAACGGACCAGCAGAGAAUAUCUGAUCAGGCUAGCUUCAGCCUUGUGCAUACCGUCACGUGAUGACUACUCUGCAGCCAAAUUUCAUACAUCGCUCUGUUCCGUCGACUCUUCGACCGUAUAUUAACUGAUUGAGGAUGCCUGCCCUUGCUUUCGGACUGAAGGCUGGCAAGCCGCAGUCUGGUGGUGUCAAACCUCCACAAAAGCGAAAAGGCUUCUUCGACGAGGAGGAGGAGACCUCACAGACCGUCCCUCCACCACAAUAUGGCGCAAAGAAAUCCUCCAAGCCUCUCCGACCUCUGAGCGCCUUCGACGAUGACGAUGCUGACGAGCCUUCUCAAGACACACCUCAACAAUAUGGGCUACAAACUGCGAAGGGAAAACCUGCGGCGCCAGGAAAUGGUGCCGACAAGUACACCAACCUUUCUGCACUGCGAAGUGCGAAACUGCAUGAUAAGGAAGCCUCGACUAUAGACAAAUCGGUCUACGACUAUGACGCCGUAUACGACACGUUCCACGCGGCCAAAGAGAAGAAGUCGACCAAGGAAGAAGCGUCAGGACCCAAGUAUAUCGGCUCGCUGCUGCAAAGUGCCGAGGUUCGCAAACGAGACCAACUACGGGCGCGGGAGAAACUGUUACAACGAGAAAGAGAGGCUGAAGGCGAUGAGUUUGCAGACAAAGAAAAGUUCGUGACCGAAGCAUACAAGAAGCAGCAAGAGGAAGUAAGACUGUUAGCAGAGGAAGAGAAGAAGCGUGAGGAAAUCGAAGAAGAGCGGCGAAGAAAGGGCGGUGGUAUGACGGCAUUUCAUAAACAGAUGUUACAGAAGGACGAGGAGAGGAUGCGCAUGAUCCAGGAAGCAGAAGAACAAGCCGCAAAGAAGAAAGAGAGCGGGUCAACAGAGGAGGCAGAGAUUGAAGAAGAGAAAUCUGAAGCGAAGAUCGCGGAAGAAUUGAACGAGCAGGGAACGAGAGUCGUUGUAAAUGACGACGGAGAAGUUGUCGACAAGAGACAGCUCCUUUCUGCCGGGCUGAACUCCGCUCCGAAGAAACCUGGCAAGGAGCAAGACGCGAAGAAACAAGACACAGCUCGUCCCGAGGAGUACCGGAAGUCUUCCAAGGCGCAAGAUGCACGACACGCCCAGCGCGAAAGACAGUCACGGAUGGUGGAACGACAGGUUGAGGAGAUGCUUGCGAAACAGACUGAGGCGGACCAGGAAGAAGAGAACGCAAUACAAGACAAGACUAAGAGUAAGGUCACGGAGGCUGACAAGAUGGGUGCUAAAGAGAGGUAUCUCCAGCGAAAGAAGGAGAGAGAAGAAGAGGCCAGGAAGAAGAAGGAGGGAGGCGGUUGAACCGAUACACCUUGCAUUGCUUGCGGUAUCGAGUAUUUCUCAUCACCAACAUAUCUGAGGCGCAUCCGUGGCUACUGUAUGAACCACCCACCAUCAACAGCAAUGACCUUGUUAUGCACAUACCCGGUCUUGACCAUCCAGACGACCGUCUCAGCGAUUUCCUCGGGCUUGCCGAGUCUACCAAUCGGGAUUCCUAUGCAAGUUGUGUUGUCAGUCACUCGGUCGCCCAGUAGGUGGAUGUCAGCACAUACUCGCAGCAAGUUCGGCAUUACUUCCAGGCAGC
Molecule: messenger RNA, 1644 nt
Organism: Exophiala viscosa
Lineage: Eukaryota; Fungi; Ascomycota; Eurotiomycetes; Chaetothyriales; Herpotrichiellaceae
Product: coiled-coil domain-containing protein 55-domain containing protein
Exons: 1
Coding region: 147-1361 (404 amino acids)
Biological process (GO): regulation of alternative mRNA splicing, via spliceosome
Source: RefSeq, a predicted model, not a curated record